AAUUAAUUUUAUAAAAUAAACCUUUUUAAAGUCUUGAGUUCAUUACCCAAUCACCAGCAAAUCACUUGUUAUUUAUUAUUUUCCAAACUCAGAAACAAGAUUUUUAUUCAAUUUAAUGCAAUAUAACCUACCAUAAUUAACAACAAAAUCAACACGGGUCCAGAUGUGAUUUCUCAUUUCUCCCCUUUCGUUCUUCAAUUCGCUUCAAAAUCUCUACACACACACUUCUCAUCUUACCAUUUUUUUUUUGUUUUAUAAAAUUACAAAAGGGUUUUGUUUUGUUUUGUUUAAUUGUUUGAUCCUCUGGAUUUGUCAUUUCUUCAUCGGUUAUUGUAACCCCGGAUCAGAUUUCAAGACUGUUUUGUCUGUCUCUCGUUUUUCUUGAUCUGAGAUAGAUACAAGUCCUGUAUCUAUUUGUGUGUAUGAAAUUGGGCAAUUGUGAGUUAGAUGGCUCAAUUGUCUGAACCUCAAGGCUCUUCUAAUGCUGUUCAACCAAGGGGUUUUCGUCUUCAAGCUCCACUGGUGGAGUCGGUUUCUUGCUACUGCAGAGUUGACGCAGGUUUAAAAACAGUAGCUGGAGCCCGAAAAUUCGUCCCCGGGUCAAAACUAUGCAUCCAGCCGGAUAUCAACCCGCGUGCACACAAGUCGAAAAACGGGCGCAGGGAACGGACCAGGAUUCAACCGCCUCUCCUAGCUGGACUCCCAGACGACCUAGCUAUUGCGUGUUUAAUCCGGGUCCCACGAGCCGAGCAUAACAAGCUUCGCUUAGUAUGCAAACGAUGGUUCAGGCUUCUCUCUGGUAAUUACUUCUAUUCCCUUAGAAAGAGUCUUGGAAUGGCAGAAGAAUGGGUUUACGUUUUCAAAAGAGACCGUGAUGGAAGAAUUUCGUGGCAUGCUUUCGACCCGGUUUACCAACUCUGGCAACCGCUGCCACCUGUCCCGGUGGAAUACGGUUAUGCACUCGGGUUCGGGUGUGCGGUUUUGAGCGGGUGUCAUUUAUAUCUAUUUGGAGGUAAAGACCCGCUUAAGGGUUCUAUGAGACGGGUUAUUUUCUACAGUGCGAGAACGAAUAAAUGGCAUAGAGCUCCUGAUAUGCUUCGAAAAAGGCAUUUUUUCGGAGCGUGCGUGAUUAACAACUGUCUUUAUGUGGCGGGUGGCGAAUGUGAGGGGAUUCACCGGACCUUACGGUCAGCGGAAGUUUACGACCCGAAUAAACAUCGAUGGAACUUUAUAUCAGAUAUGAGCACGGCUAUGGUGCCGUUUAUAGGAGUCGUUCAUAACGGGAAGUGGUUCUUGAAAGGGCUCGGGGCCCACCGGGAGGUCCUAAGUGAAGCGUAUAGUCCAGAAACAAACACGUGGGGGUCAAUAACGAACGGGAUGAUUAGCGGUUGGAGAAACCCGAGUAUUUCUAUGAACGGGCAGCUUUAUGCGUUGGAUUGUCGUGAUGGAUGCAAGAUUAGGGUUUACGAUGAAGCAUCGAGUUCUUGGAAGAGAUUUAUUGAUAGUAAGGUUCAUUUAGGGAGUUCACGCGCGUUAGAGGCUGCGGCUCUUGUUUCGUUAAACGGGAAGCUGUGUAUUAUUAGGAAUAAUUUGAGUAUAAGUUUGGUUGACAUAUCGAGCCCAAACAAAGAAGUAGCUAGCAAUCCUCAGAUUUGGGAGAACAUUGCUGGAAAGGGUCAGAUCAAAACAUUGUUUACAAAUUUAUGGUCGAGUUUAUCGGGUCGAAACAGUCUCAAGAGCCACAUUGUGCACUGUCAAGUGCUUCAAGCGUGAUGAACCGUCAAUGUCGAUUGUUGAAGAAUCUGUGUUUCUGUACGUGGUGUGGCGAUUGAUUCAAUGGGUGCAAAUAAGAACACAAUGAGGGAGGAUUCAAGAGACGAGGGGCAUGAUGGCGAUUGGCAAAUUAAGAGGUGAGGUAGGUUUGUACAAAAAUUUAAUGUAAGAACUCAAUGGUGAGAAAGCAUGAAUCUUUAAACUCAUUCUGUGGCUGUUAUGCCCUGUUUUUGAGAUCUUUGUGGCUUGCGUAAUUGAAUUCUGUUUUGAUUACUAA
This is a messenger RNA of Helianthus annuus (common sunflower), 2050 nucleotides long. RefSeq names its product F-box/kelch-repeat protein At1g55270. The transcript is spliced from 2 exons. Gene Ontology annotation, molecular function: protein binding. The coding region runs from base 448 to 1773 and encodes 441 amino acids. Lineage: Eukaryota; Viridiplantae; Streptophyta; Magnoliopsida; Asterales; Asteraceae. The record is from RefSeq and is a predicted model, not a curated record.